Messenger RNA from Psylliodes chrysocephalus, 2545 nucleotides. NCBI's taxonomy places the organism in Eukaryota, Metazoa, Arthropoda, Insecta, Coleoptera, Chrysomelidae. The record is from the annotation of a GenBank genome assembly.
UGGAAAUAAAACAGUUCUGUGAAAUAAAAAAUAAAUAAAAAUAAAACUUUCUUUGAUUUAAAAUUUAAUUAAUUUUAAGUACUAUUGAUAGCCUUUAGUUAAUUUUAAAUAAUAAGAAAUGCAAAGAAGAGUGGUUGUUACAGGUAUCGGCGUUAUAUCUCCCGUUGGAACUGGAAUAAAAGAAGCAUGGAAAAAUAUUAUAGCCGGAAAAUCGGGUAUAUCAAAAUUGGAAGAUCCUGAGUAUCAGACUUUGCCCUGUAAAAUUGCCGGUUUUAUUAAAGAUAAUGGCUCAAAAAUUAAUUUAUCGAAUUACUUCUCUAAAUCAGAGUUGAAAACCAUGGCACCUGCUACAGCUUAUGCACUUUUAGCCACAAAACAAGCCUUAGAAGAUUCAAAAUUGGACAAAAUGGAUGAAGAAACAAAAUGUAACACAGGGGUAGCUAUAGGUAUGGGCAUGGUGGAUUUAGAAGAUAUUUGUAAAACAUAUGAAGCCUUGAAGAAGGGUUAUCAUCAUGUCAGUCCCUUUUUCGUUCCAAGAAUUUUGCCUAAUAUGGCUGCAGGACAAAUUAGUAUAAAAUAUGGCUUAAGAGGACCAAACCACUCUGUUUCUACAGCUUGUGCUACUGGGGCACACGCUAUAGGAGACUCAUUUAGAUUUGUAAGAAAUGGAGAUGCUGAUAUUAUGGUUUGUGGGGGUACAGAAGCAUGCAUAUCUCCUAUGUCUAUUGCUGGAUUCUGUAGAUUAAGAGCCCUAAGUACAUCUUAUAAUGAUAAUCCUGAGAAAGCCUCCAGACCUUUUGAUAAGUUAAGAGAAGGAUUUGUAAUGGGCGAAGGAAGUGCGGUUUUAAUUUUGGAAGAGUUAGAACAUGCCCUUAGUAGGAAUGCCCAUAUAUACGCUGAAGUUCUAGGUUACGGACUAUCUGGUGACGCUUCUCAUUUAACAGCACCUCGUUCGGAUGGUAGAGGAGCUUUCCUGGCUAUGGAGAGAGCUAUAAGAGACUCGAAAAUAAAAACUACAGAUGUAACUUAUGUUAAUGCCCAUGCCACUUCUACUCCCAUUGGAGAUACUAUAGAAGUUAAAGCAAUUAAGUCCCUGUUUGGCGAUUUCUGCAAAAAUAUAGCAGUAUCUUCAACAAAAGGAGCUCAUGGGCAUUUACUGGGUGCCGCAGGGAAUUUGGAAUCCGUUUUUACUAUAAAAGCUCUGGAAGAAGGGAUUUUACCACCAACAGCUAACUUAGAAAACAUUGAGGAUAGUGAUAUCAAUUUUGUUCCUAUUAGUAGUCAAAAAUGGAAAAAAUGCGAUAGGAGAAUAGCUUUAAAAAAUGCUUUUGGAUUUGGUGGAACUAAUGCUAGUUUGUGUUUUGGACAAUAUAUUUAAAUACAUUGUAAAAUAAAGUUUUUUUUUGUUGUGUUGGUCUUAUUUAAAAUUGUAGUUGUAAUGAAACAAAAAAGCAUACUUGAUCAAUUUUAUAUUUUGAUUCUUACAUAGAAUAAGGUAUGACUGCAUAUAGUGCAUAUCAAAGACCUAUACAAAAACAAUUCUAUUUCUUUUGUAACAAUAAUAACCCAUUAUGGAAUGCAACAAAUACAUCAUAAAUAUAUUGUAACUGUAUUAUAUUUUCUUUUUUAUCUUGAACCAGUAUAUUUGGGCGGGGUGUACCACAAAUUGUGUCUGCUUAGCUUCAGUAGUUCAAAUGUUCUAUUCUAAUAUUUUAUUCCUACUAUGAAAGGUAAAAAAAAAAAUCAAAAAUAUAUAUAACAAAUUAUCAAAUUUGGCGUUAUUUUCUUUAUUUUAAACAUGGAAAAAAUGGACAGUAAGAAAAACAUCAGGACAUUUGAACUACUGGAGAGUGAUGUUCACCCAAGACAAACGCAUAUAAUUUAACUAGAAUUUCCUAAUUUUCGUUUAUUUGUGCAACUGUAAAUACAAAAGAAAAACAAAACCAAAAUAAUAAAAAUUAAAAACAUUUUUAUGUAUAAUUUCAAACCGAACAGUUAUAAAAAUCAUCGAGCUACUGAAAAUACUUUGAACAAAAAGUAAAGUAAGAAUCUGAUGUCGUUUAGAUAUUGUAUUGAGCCAAUCAGAUAAAAAAUUGGGUCAAAUGCGCAUUGGCAAAUUACUUUUUCUAUUCCUUCAAUUUAAAUUGCAAAUUAAUUAAAAUUACUUGUAAAUUAUAUUUUUAUGUUUUGCCAAAUAUGUAAACUUUCGAUGAAACAGGUUAAAUAGCACGCUGUCAUUAUCCUAUUUUUAUAUCUGCUAAACGUCAUUAGUUUCGUUUGUAUUACUCUUUGUGCAAAGUCAUGUGCUGUUUUCAGUAAACAAUAUAGGGAAAUCUAGUAGAUUGUAAACAAAAUUAGUUUGAAGCAUAUUUGGUUUGUAGGAGUAUAUGUGGCACUGGACCGUCCAUACAGAAUUGGGCGAACCUCUUUUGAAGGGUCUCGCGCAAUUCCUGGCGCUUUUCGUACACUUGCCUAUUGUUACUUUUAAAUUCCCUAACUUCCUCCGGUGUUAUAUAACAUUCAUCAUCGUCUUCGCUGUAUACCU